AUGUCGGUCGCCGUGCAGACUCUCGUUCAGCCUGAUAUCCAGUAUCACCCUGACUUCGAAAAGUAUACGGCGCGGAAGGCGCGCAGACAGGCUACCGAGGAGCUUUCUAAGACCCUACCUGAUGGAUUUCCGCAGAAAUUAGAGUCGCCCUUGGUUUGGGAGGGAAAGGAUGUCGAGAAGCGGGAUGAUUGGAUCUACCGGUUGAAUGAUGCGCAGAGGGAGGAGAUUGAUGCUGCGCUGAAGAGCUUUCAGGCCCAGAAUUUGACCCUGGGAAAUAUCAACCAGGACACAUUCCCGUUGCCCACACUUCGUCCAACUUUGCGAUCGCUCUCGAACGAAAUCCAUAAGGGACGAGGAUUCUUCGUUCUCCGUGGACUCGAUAUCGAUCGUUACACUCGGGAAGAAAAUAUCAUCAUCUAUGCAGGUGUAUCAUCGCACAUCGGGAAUAUUCGCGGGCGCCAGGAAGACAGGCGGUUUACGCCAGAGGGUGGCUCCGUCGUCUUGUCGCAUAUCAAGGAUUUGACACGUACGAGUGAAGCGAAUGCGAUUGGCGCCCCGUCCAACACAGCGGAUAAACAAGUGUUCCACACGGAUUCCGGCGAUAUCAUUUCCCUCCUUUGUCUCCACCCCGCAGCCGAAGGAGGUGAAAGCCAGAUCUCCAGCAGUUGGUUGGUAUAUAACAUUCUGGCUAAAGAGAGGCCGGAUUUGAUCCGUACGUUGUCGGAGCCAUGGCCGGUCGAUGGAUUCAAUGACCCCGAAAAGCCCUAUACCACUCGUCCCCUUCUCUACCACCAAAAGGCAACCGAUACCACCCCCGAACGUGUUCUGAUCCAAUACGCUCGUCGUUAUUUCACCGGAUUCCUCGCUCAGCCGCGGUCGACCAACAUUCCCCCGAUUUCUGAGGCUCAGGCCGAGGCACUUGACGCGCUUCACUUCCUAGCCGAGGAACACAGCGCCGCAUUGGAUUUCCAAAAGGGUGACGUCCAGUAUAUUAACAACCUGAGUAUUUUCCAUGCGCGGAAGGGAUUUCGGGAUGAGCUUGACAAAGAACGCCAUCUUUUGCGACUGUGGCUGCGGGAUCCCGAAAAUGCGUGGGCGACACCGGAGCCUUUGCGUGAACGCUGGGAGAACGUAUAUGGGAACGUCAAGGUGGAGGAACAGAUUUUCCCUCUGCAGCCCAAAUUGCGAAAGACCGUGGGUAGUGGCGUGGUAUACAACUUGAGUAUCACCAUCUUUUGUAUAGGGUUUGCCUUGGCACCCAUGGUUUUGGCUCCGUUUUCGGAGCUCAAUGGGAGACGGCCAAUUUUCGUUGUCAGUGGUAUUGUAUUCACCGCAUGUAUCAUCGCUUGUGGUGGAACACAUCUGUUUGCUGGACUUCUAGUAGCGAGAUUCUUCCAAGGUGUUGGCGCGUCGACAUUUUCAACCAUGGUGGGAGGUGUCAUCAGUGAUAUUUACCAUGCGGAAGAUCGCAACACUCCCAUGGCUCUCUUCUCGGGAGCUGCACUAUUUGGUACUGGUCUCGCGCCACUCCUGUCGAGCGUGAUCGUCUAUCACACCACAUGGCGCUGGAUCUACUACUCGCAUGCGAUCGUGUCGGCCGUGCUCGUUGUGAUAAUCUACUUUUUCUUCAAAGAAACCCGUGGCAGCGUCAUUCUGAGUCGCAAGGCACACGCACUGAACAAAUACUAUGAAGCACUUGAAGAUGCAGGCCAUUUCGGCGUAAUUAUGGCAGACGAGUCUGGAGAGAAGCAGCGCACGAAGCGGAUCCGCUGGAAGGUCAAAAGCGAUGAGCAACGGGCCUCCCUCGGGCAAAUGAUCAGCAUCUCCCUCUAUCGGCCUUUUCAUAUGCUUUUCACCGAACCGGUGGUUUUCUUCUUCUCCCUUUGGGCAGCCUUCAGCUGGGCCGUUCUGUAUCUCCAAUUCGGCUCCGUCCCGUUGAUUUUCCAGACGAACCAUGGUUUCAACGUUGAGCAAUCGGGAGCUGUUUUCACAUCGAUGUGUGUCGCUGUCAUCAUCGCUACCCUCAUCAGCAUCUACCAGGAAAGAGUCGUGAGCCGAUUCGUGAAGCUUCCCAACACCCCAGAGAAACGUCUCUACUUCGCCUGUGUCCAGGCAGUGCUCAUGCCCGCCGGCCUGUUCUGGUUCGGAUGGUCCUCAUACCCGUCUGUGCAUUGGAUCGCUCCGGCUAUGGCUGUCGGCUGUGCUACCAUGGGCAUUUUGUCGAUUUAUUUGGCGGUCUUUAACUAUCUGGCUGAUACGUAUCAUCGUUUUGCCAGCUCAGCGAUUGCCGCGCAGUCUUGUUGCCGGAAUCUAUUGGGUGGUGUUUUCCCCCUUGUGACCCAUGCUUUGUUCACAAACCUGGGAUACCCUGCUGCUUCUAGCUUGCUGGGUGGAAUUGGAGCCGCCCUGACACUUGUACCAUGGGUCUUGUCCUUCUACGGGGCCAGGAUUAGAGCCAAGAGCAAGCUUGCUAGCGAACUUGCGCAUUGA
This is a messenger RNA of Aspergillus pseudotamarii, 2490 nucleotides long. RefSeq lists its product as uncharacterized. Bases 1 to 2490 code for a protein of 829 amino acids. NCBI's taxonomy places the organism in Eukaryota, Fungi, Ascomycota, Eurotiomycetes, Eurotiales, Aspergillaceae. Gene Ontology annotation, biological process: transmembrane transport. Gene Ontology annotation, molecular function: oxidoreductase activity; transmembrane transporter activity. The record is from RefSeq and is a predicted model, not a curated record. The transcript is spliced from 12 exons.